AUGGAUGAAAUGAAAUUUAUGGAAUAUGUCAAUGUUACAUUACAUAAAGCUAUCAAAUUAUGGGAAGAUGUAAUUGAUGUUAAAUUCAUUGAAUGGCCUUAUAACAAAGCAAAUAUUGAGGUAAUCUUUGCAACAUUUUAUCAUAAUGAUAAAUAUCCGUUUGAUGGAAGUGGAAAUGAAUUAGCGCAUUCAUUUUAUCCCAAUGAUCAUAUAUGGCAUGGACAAAUUCAUAUCGAUGAUAGCGAACCAUGGGGUCCAACUGGUCGAAAUUUGGAUUGGGUUAUGGCACAUGAAGUAGGUCAUGUCUUAGGACUUGCACAUAACGAUGAUGAAUCAUUGAUGGCAUCAUAUUAUCAUGGUUUCAAAGGAACUGUACCAAAAUUGCAUCAAUGUGAUAUUGCUGCGAUACAAUCAUUAUAUGGUUCGUUUAUAUUAUUUACUUCUGCCUAA
Molecule: messenger RNA, 450 nt
Organism: Cercopithifilaria johnstoni
Lineage: Eukaryota; Metazoa; Nematoda; Chromadorea; Rhabditida; Onchocercidae
Source: the annotation of a GenBank genome assembly